Molecule: messenger RNA, 3180 nt
Organism: Vespa velutina
Lineage: Eukaryota; Metazoa; Arthropoda; Insecta; Hymenoptera; Vespidae
Gene: Vps39
Product: vam6/Vps39-like protein
Exons: 11
Coding region: 470-3121 (883 amino acids)
Biological process (GO): intracellular protein transport; autophagy; vesicle-mediated transport
Cellular component (GO): membrane; cytoplasm
Molecular function (GO): protein binding
Source: RefSeq, a predicted model, not a curated record
UCUCGUUAAAUAAGAAUAUCCUCUUAUUGGAUAGGUAAUCCUAAUUGAAUCGAACAAUUUCAAUUUAUGUACAAUGAAAUUGAUAAAUUUGACUAGAGUAUAGUUCUUGUUCUAUCAUUCAGUUAAGUCACAGAAUAUGUCUAGAUGUUCCACGCACUCGUCAAUGUAAUCUGACGUUUGUUAGAUGGGCGUUCUAGGCAGAUCGGAGAUUACGUUUGACUAUACGUCGUCCCAUUUUUUAAUCCGAAAGGAAUAUUGAACUUAUUACAUUUGCGAGUGACUACGUUCUGCAUCCUUUUUAAAUACACGCAAAAAUUCAUGACGAAUAGCAAGUAUUCUUAUACUUAGUUCAGUUUUUAAUUUUAGAUGAUACUUUUUGUUUUGCCCUCCUACCAUUCAUUUAUAUUCUAAGGAAAAAAAUAAUAUACAUUUUGUAAAUAUAUAUAUAUAUAUAUUUUAUACAAUCAAAAUGCACGAAGCAUAUAAAAAUAUGCCUAUAAUGAAUAUAACAGUGCAAAUAGAAUCUAUGAUUGCAUAUGAUGACAACUUAUUGAUUGGAACAAGAGAAGGACAAAUUUUCAUGUAUAAUGUUCCUUCAAAAUUGGAUGAAACUCACAAGUUAGAAUUAUUACGUCAUAGUAAAAAUUUUAACAAAAAACGUAUUACUCAAAUGGCUGUUGUGACAGACUAUAAUUUGUUAAUUUUACUUACAGAUGGUAUAGUUUCUAUUCAUGAUCUUAAUUCAGUGAAUUUCCAACUAAUCUGCCAGUUGCAAAAAACAAAGGGAGCAACGUUAUUCGCUUUAGACAUUCAAAGAACAAAAAGUUCAACGGAUGAGAAAGAUAUCGUUGUGCGCUUAUGCGUUGUUGUAAAGCGUAAAUUACAAUUAUAUCAUUGGAAAGGCAAGAAAUUUGAGGAAUGUAAAAAUUUUGAAUUAACAGUACCCGACAUACCACGUGAAUUAUCAUGGUGCGGAGAAACUCUGAUAUUAGGAUUCCGUGGUUUGUCUUAUACAAUUUUUGAUUUAAAUGACAAACCUAAGGAACUAUUUCCUACUGGAAAAUCACCGGAGCCCAGUGUUACUAAAUUAUCAGAUAAUUCUUUUGUAUUGGGUAAAGAUUCUCAUUCCAUUGUUAUGGAUACAAAAGGAGAAUUAAUUCAACAUAAUCCUAUCAAAUGGCCAGAUACUCCAAGCGUCAUAGCAUGGGAUGAUCCUUACUUACUUGGCAUUGUACAUGACAGAUUAGAAGUAUAUACUUUGGAAGGUUGCUUACACAUUCAAACAAUAAAGGAUUUAAAUAAAGCUAGACUUAUAUGUAGAUGUAAACAAGGCAAAGUCUUUGUAGCAUCCAUCAGUAGUGUAUGGUGCGUGACGGCUGUUGAUGCAACACAACAAAUUAGAACCUUACUUGAACAAAAUCAAUUUCAAUUAGCAUUAAAAUUAACAAGCUUAUCAGAUAUUAUAGAAGAGGAGAAGGUGAAACAAACCUAUAAAAUACAAACUUUAUAUGCGCAUCAUUUGUUUUAUAAUAAAAAAUUUCAAGAAGCUAUGGAUUUAUUUUUAGAACUUGGGACUGAUCCUUAUGAGGUAAUCAGAUUAUUUCCUGACUUAGUAACGCCAUCAACUAGCAGCCAGGAUCUCGGCGAUUCAUCGGCAAACUUACCGAAACUUCCAAAUCAUGAUUUGGAAAAAGGUUUACGUGCUUUAAUAAUUUUUCUAACCGAUGUCAGAUACAAAUUAAUAGGUGAUACAAAAACAAAAGAUAAGGAUAAUAAUAAGGAGAAAAAUGUAAUGGAGAGUGAAAAAAAUCUUACUGCUGUGGCUACUGAGCAAUUGUUAAAGAUCAUAGAUACUACUCUACUCAAAUGUUAUUUACAGACGACCGAUGCAUUAGUAGCACCUUUACUAAGAUUAAAUCAUUGUCACUUGGCAGAAGCUGAAAAGACAUUACUUAUACAUCAGAAAUAUCCAGAACUUAUUAUAUUAUAUCAAACGAAAGGACAACAUAGGAAAGCUUUAGAGCUAUUGGAAAAGCAUGCCAAAGAGAACGAUUCUAGUUUAAAGGGAACCGAAAGAACUAUCCAAUAUUUGCAGCAUCUUGGCAAAGAUCAUAUGGAUUUAAUUCUUAAAUUCGCAGGUUGGGUUUUGGAAGAAGAUCCUGAACAAGGACUUAGAAUCUUUAUGGAAGAUAUACAAGAAGUCGAGCAUUUACCUAGACCAAAGGUGUUGGAUUAUCUUUUACGUUGUCACAAAAAUUUAGUUAUAACGUACUUGGAACAUGUGGUGCGUGUAUGGGAAGAUACAAAUCCAUUAUUUCACAAUGUUUUAAUACACCAAUAUAAGGAGAAAAGUCUAGCUUCUAUGAAUGAGAAUGCAACGCCCGCUGAGAAAGAAAUAUCUCAGCACAUUAGACAAAAACUACAACAAUUUUUGGAAAAAUCUGCGUAUUAUACGCCAGAGACGAUAUUGGUACAUUUCCCAUUUGACUGUUUAUUCGAAGAACGUGCAAUUAUUUUAGGAAGGCUUGGACGUCAUCAACAAGCUAUAUCAAUAUAUAUUAAUCUCUUAAAUGAUAUACCACGUGCAAUAGAAUAUUGCAAUAACGUAUAUGAAAGGUAUCAUAAUGAAGAGAAAACGGAUAAACAAAAAAAAUCUGAGGGAGCAGAUGAGGUUUACGUAAUGCUUAUUAAUCAAUUAUUAAAACCCGAUGAUGCAGGAGCUCUAAUGGCUGGUUGUAAUACAAAGAUACAACGUAAGGCACAACCGGAUCCAGAAAUGGCAUUACGUUUACUCGAAGAACAUGCUUCUAAAAUAAAUCCUUUAAAAGCUUUAGAAAUCCUACCAGAUACAGUACCGAUUGGUAGAAUAAAACGUUUUCUAGAAGUUAGUCUUCAGAAUAAUUUAAACACAAGACGUAAAACUCAAGUUUUGAAAGGCUUACUUUAUGCAGAACAUUUGCAAGUACAAGAACAACGCAUGCAUUAUGAGUCACAGAGUGUCCUUAUGACAGAAUUUAAUAUAUGUCCAGUAUGUAAAAAAAGAUUUGGAAACCAGAGUGCAUUCGCAAGGUAUCCCAAUGGCGACAUCGUGCAUUAUUCGUGCCAAGAUCGUAAAGGAUGAAUAAAUAUUUUACCAACAUUGCUAUGUAUAUAUAUGUAAACAUGCUCUUUUUUUAUCAA